AGAUUGCGCGAGCCCAGUAGGCGGCGCUCUCGCGUCCCUCCCUUAUCCCGGCCCGGCGCGCGGGAUCGCGGCGGGUCGGAUCUUGGGAUUUUCUCUUCCCGGCCCAGUCACAUCCCGGCCCGCCGGGGGCUGCCGGGCGGAGCUCCAGGAUGUGGAAGCUGGUGCCCGCCUCGGGAACAGGAGAGCCAUAUCGGCUUCUAAGCGGUGUAGAAUAUGUUGUUGGACGCAAGAACUGCACAAUUUUAAUUCAGGAUGAUCAGUCUAUCAGUCGAAGUCACGCAGUUCUGACUGUAAAUCAGUCUGAAACAAGCUCUAGUCAGUCUCUCUCAGUACCUGUAUUAACAGUAAGAGAUACAUCUAAGUAUGGUACCUUUGUUAAUGGAUCAAAACUCAAUGGUACUUCAGUUUCUUUGCAGUCUGGUGACAGAAUCAACUUUGGAGUCUUUGAGAGCAAGUUUAGAGUAGAAUAUGAACCUUUGGUUGUCUGCUCCUCGUGUUUAGAUGUAGCUCAGAAAAAUGCUUUAAAUCAAGCCAUCCAUCAGCUUGGAGGCCUUGUGGUGAAUGAAUGGACAAAAGAGUGUACCCACCUUGUAAUGGUGUCAGUAAAAGUUACUGUUAAGACUAUAUGUGCUUUGAUUUGUGCUCGACCAAUUAUAAAACCAGAGUUUUUUUCUGAAUUAAUCAGAGCUAUUCAGUCCAGGCAACAGUUGCCAAAUCAUGAAAGCUUUUAUCCUCCAGUUGAUGAGCCUUCCAUUGGUACUGAAAAUCUGGAUUUAUCUGAGCAUCAUGAAAGGAAAAAAAUAUUCAGUGGAAAAACUUUUAUAUUUCUAACUGCCAAGCAGCACAAGAAACUGGGUCCAGCAGUUACUCUUGGAGGAGGGGAAGCAAAGUUGAUGACAGAAGGAAGAAAAGAAAUGCCUUUACUACUUUCUCCUGAAGUUUGUGUAGUUGAUGUGGGUUUGACAGACUCUCAGGUCUCAGGAUCUGUCUCUAUGACAAACAGGACUGAUUCCAUUCUGACUGUCUUAGAAAGCAAGAAUCUUAGGGCAAUUCCAGAGGCAGAAAUUGGAUUGGCAGUUAUCUUCAUGUCUACAGAAAAAUACUGCAACCCUCAAAAGCAACCUACUUCCAAAGGUCUUGCAGCUGUACCUGGAAGUUCUCCUGCAUCAGCUGCCGUAGGCCGAGCCAUUUCCCAGAGUCUGGCUGUGGAUGAAACCGUAAUGCCAACUGCUGCAGAUAGCAGCACCUUAUGCAUAGCUGAUACAGAAGAGCAGACAUGUAUGGAGAUAGAGAAAAAUACCCAGGUGCAUAGACAAAGGAAAAUGGUUUUCCAGGAUACAACUGCUGUAAAGAAAAACAGUGGCACAAGUAGCAGUGUAAAUGCAGGAACAUCAAUACCUAGAGGGAACAGAACAUCUGGGUUCAGUCAAACAAGUCAGCCUGUCUCCCCAUCUAAAAGUUCAGAAGCUGGCAAACCUUGUGCGAGUGCUUCACGUCACCAGUCGAACUCAAUUACAAAUUACUUCCCAGUUUCUAGAAAAAGGGAAAGAGCUGAAGAAGAAGAAACAUCUGUACCCAAACUAGCAAAACUGGAGGAAAGGUCAUCACCUCUUCCCAAGUGCACUGAAUCCACAGCUUCUUCAAUCUGCAACAGUGAAGCAAAACAGCAUCAAAAGAAAAGUAACAUCCUGGACCCAAACCCAAAUUUUGCAGAAGACAUGGGUAUAAAGCUUAUGAGGGAAAGUGUCAAACUAACAAGUGAUAGAACAGACACUAAAACCACUUCUGGUGAAAAUCAUGCAUCAAAAAAGAGAAAGGAAGUAGAUGAUUUAUCUGAAGAUCCAGAAGCACUAGAAAUCGUGUUUGGAAGUGGAGACAUAGACUGGGAAGAUCAAAUGUCAGAUUAUGACCAGGAAACUCAAAGAAAUAAACGAAGAAAAUGUUUGGAAACCAAAGAAAGCAGAAUUCCAAAAGUAAAUGUAAAUCAAAGAGAGGAAAAUAAAGUGUUGAAAGAAGAGGAGCUUGGAUCAGUUCUAACUUCAGAAAUGAAAAGUAACAUCAAGCAAGAGUCACAAGACUUGAACCACAGCAAACUGGAAGAUGAUUCCAACAAUCUUCCUAGCAGGCUUUUGUUGACAGAGUUUAGAUCGCUGGUUGUCAGCCAUCCAAGACAGAACAGUCAUCUUCCUAGAAAUACCAGCUAUGGGGGAAAGAAAAAUUUCAAAAUGUUCAAAAAGGUAGCUUACCCUGGGGCAGGACAACUUCCAUGCAUUAUUGGAGGAUCAGAUUUGAUUGCUUACAAUGCUAAAAAGAACUCAGAGCUAGAAGACUGGUUAAGACAAGAAUUGGAGGAACAAGACAAACGAGCAAGAGAAGAAUCACUUGCUGAUGAUCUCUUUAGAUAUGAUCCUAAUGUGAAAAGAAGAAGAUAAAUUGUGACCAGGAUUUAAAGUGUUUCUCUGGCAAAAUCUGCUUUCUGUUCCUUAGGUUUCCUGGUUACAGUAUGAUGUUCCUAUAUAUGAUCAUUUGAAUAUCUCUUAUUGUAAGACAUAUUUUGUAAGUCUUGCUUUUAUUAAAGAAAAAAGAAAAGUUCCUUUCACUGCUUGGUACUUACAGAUUGCACCAUUGUCAAGAACUUCCCAUUAUUCACUUCAGAGUAAUGCUCAGUAAAAUACUAUAGAUACUUAGGGUUUAUUUUAGGCAUUUUUAAUGUUUGGUUGUCAGUACUAUUUUGGGAAAAAAGAAGUUAACAUCAGGCUAUUUUUUUUUCAGAAAGGCUUUGUUAGGUAUUUUCAAGGGUAUUAUCUUAAUUGAAAAUCUAUUGAGGCUGAGAUGCAACUGGUAUUUGAUCAUGAUGUGAUAUGAUAUGGUAGAUAUGAUAUGAUCAUGAUAUGAUUCAUAAUGAACCACUUCUCUGUGGAUUAUAUAGAGCAUAUGCUACGCUAUUCCAAUAAUAUCUUGCAACUGAAAAAACAGCUUCUUUUUCUUUUGCUUAAACAUAUAUUCAUUUACACUUUUAAAUCAGUGUGGUUGAAUGUUCAUUUGCUAAAAUCUACUUCGAAGCCAGACAAAGUCUUUAAGAGCUGUUUACCUCCAAUUUGGAAUUUUAAAUUGUAUGACUCAUUUCUCUCUCUCACACCUUUCCUUUCUGCAAUCACUGUGUAAAAAUAUGGCCUUCAAAAUAGUUUAAUUAACAGGGAAAGCUAUGAAACAAUUACCUGUUUGUCGAUUAGGAGAGCUCAUCUUAAUGAUCUGAGAACUUGCAAUUUGUGAGAUUCCCCUGCAAGUACAGUAAGAAACUUUCCAGACUUCCUGCUCAGCUGUAUGAAGCCAUCACAUAUAGAUAGACGGACAGUAACUCUAUUUGCAUCCUAUUUCAAGAGGGAGAUUCUCCUUCCUCAUGUGAGGUAGUAAUCUGGUUGAUGUAAUUGAAUUGACACAAAAUUACUCUCUCUGCUGAGAGCUCUGAGCAUACAAAGAAGAUAAACUGCCCUGUUUGAAGCUGCUCUGUUGUGUGUCAAAUCUAAAGAACAGCAUUGCAAGAUCUGUGUAUGUCAAGACAGCAGAUGUGCAUGGUUGCAACAUGCAGAAAAUAUUUGGCCUUCCAAAGCCAGUGUUUUCUCAGUUCUGUCUUGGCAUCUUCUUGCUGGUCAGCAAUGUCCAGAGUGAUCCACAAAUUGCAGCCCAAUACUUCUGAGCUCCACAAAAGCUGUGAGAGCGUUUGUGUAAGGGCACAUCAAAUCUUAUCCACCAACUACCUUUAAAAAGACUGAUCUUAAGCAGUUGAAGUUCUUUCUGGAGGAGAUGUACUGACUGUUCCACCCUCAGCUGAGUUUUUCUACUCUCACUCUGAGGAUUUCCAGGUUUUCUGGCUGAAGACCUACUGGUCCAACAGAGCUCUUGUAGACUGCUGAAGUUUUUGAUUGUUAGUAAAUUCAAGCAAAUAGGUUGGAUAGCAGAGUAUCAACGGACAAGAUUCUUCAAGAUUCUUCAGAAAGGCUGUAUUUACAAUUUUAAAAAACAGCUGGAGAAUUUCUGAGGUGAAAAGACAAAAGGGACAAUGUAUAGGGGCUUUCUACAAGAAAGUAAAGGCUAAAGUCCUUAGCUGCUCAGACUGCAAUCUGCUAGGGGCUCAAACAACCCUGGUGGCAUAGCUGAGAGCUCUCUUUUGUUCAUAUUUUAUGUUUAGGGCUCUUCAAAUCCAGUUUUCCAGACAGUUGAAUUUACCAGAUUUGAUAAUUUUUUGUUUUUUUAAAUUUAGUAUUUAAGAGUUGUGGGUCUCUUUCAGCUCAGAAUAUUGUAGGAUUCCAACUUGAGGGUGCCUAGUAGGUGAUACAGUUUGAUUUGUAAUCCAGUUUCAGCUGCUGUCCAGCUGAUGAAAAGCCUGCACAUUAGUGCACCUUAGCUUCUGCUAUUUCAAUAUUAAGUUAGGCUUGCAUUAAAAAGCUUAGACAUACCAACCCCUUAACCAUGACUUGAAUUGUAACACCAAAUUCAUGUAACAAGUCCUAUUCAUUAUUCUGGAGUCUUCUUCAAUUUUAAGUUAUUUUUGGCAUGAUUCUCGUCUCAAGCCAUUAGAAGAAACAUGCUUGUUGGCUUACUGGUUUGGCCUUCUAUUACUGAAGUUUCCGAGGUAGAUGAUAAAGGACAUGAUUACAUAAAUUCGAAUUUCCAGUAAAUUACAUCAGUAUCUGCCUUAUCUCUGCAUUAACUUCACCUGGUAUUUCCUUUAUGGUAUAGAACAUACUGUUGUAGGCUAACCCCAUUAGGCAGCUAAGCCCCAUGCAGCCACACAGCCCCAGCAGGAUGGGAGAGUCAUAGAGUAAGACAAAAAGCUCAUGGGUUAAGGUAUUUUUAUAGGUACAGCAAAAGCUGUGAGCACAAGCAAGGGCAUCAGCUUUGCAUUCUGCAGUUCAGAAAUUGUGCUGUGUGCUCUAUUUUCACUGUGCAGCUUGUGCUUUCUGGUUUCAACCAUUCAGUUUCUGGGAGAGCUUAUGUGGUGCUGAUUUUCUUUAGAAGGUUAAAAAAAGUUCAGAGAAGAUAUCUACAGUUUCUUUCAUCUGCCACACUGACGGUCUGCAAGUAUAUUCACCUUUUUGACAAAAUAAUGCUCUUCACCUUAAAAAUACAUCUAAGCAAAAUCUUCAGCUCUUGUUUCUUGCAUUUUUUUGUGUGUAACAGAGUUUGAGGGUUUGUUUGGGAUGCUUUUUUGGUAACAUUUAUUACCUUUGUUCACACUGCUUACAGGAAGGAGAUGCACACAAUAUAUAAACUAAAUAUGCUUUUUUAUUAGCAAGGCUCUUAACAUACAGUCUUGCAUUCAGCAGCUUAGCUGAUGAAAACAGUUUAAAGCAGAUUGAAUUACUCUAGGUACUACUGAAACCAUGCAUAGCUGCUGUAUCCCUGCAUGAAAACAUGUUUAAUUUUCAGUUUAACUCACACCAAUUUCAGCUGACUUCCCAUUUUCUACGUGGGAUGGGGGGAAGCCACAGGUUUUUCUUUUGGAGAAGACUACCGAGAUAUUCUCACUGUUGAAGUGUGAUUUCUAUUUCUGUCCAUUCACAUCUAUGAGUCUGUCCUUUUUUCUCCUACUCUUACUCCCCAUCUUCUCCUGGAAUGGUGGUGGUUGUGCGUCAGGGCUGCCCUCUUUGUUGUGAUGGCACCAGUUCCUAUUUGUGGAAAGCGUGUUUGCAGUCAGCUUGAGUUCCUCCCUCCAACCACCUCCCCAUCAACUUCCUCUGAAAUGGCAAGUCUCCUUCCUUGCCUUCAUUGCUGAUGUGUGUUAGCCUCUAUUCCACAUUGAUUCCUGAGACAGUAGCUGAAGCUUCUACUGUAGACCUACCUCUAACCCACUCACCUGUCGUGCUCCAGUCCAUGUUGUACAAUUGAUUUCUCAGUCUGUAUUUUUCCUGUCUCUCCCUCUCCUGUUAAACUGGAGGGAGUCUUGCACUCUCUUCUCUUGCUCUUUUCUAUUUCUUCAGUCAAUACUCAGUCACAUUUGGCCACAUCUGGUUUGAGUCAAAUUCACAAACUGACUUUUGAUUUUCAAAUCCAAUUGUGUUCAGGUUGUUCUGGUAUCUCCUUAGAAUUCAAGCCAAAUGUGACAGAAAGUGAACCCUCCUCCUUACCAUUACUCCUCCCUCUUCCUCUUGCAGUCUUUGUUCACCAUCACCACGUUCCAGUGCGAUAGUUACAAAAAUGGUACACAAUAUCACAUAUCCCUGACUAGCAACUCUCUACCACGUGCUUUAGCGCUCUGCCUGUACUGCUCUGCUGCAGCUUUUACUACUGGAAUCUGUCAGUCAUUGCUUUCAGCACCAGAUCCAUGCAAAACAGCACCUCCCUCAUCCUGAACACUGCAGCUCUCUGAAUGCCUUUUCCUCCACAGUUUGAUCUUUCAUUUGACUUGAGUUCUCUGCUUCUCAAAAUCAAGAUAACUGGCUUCUAGAUGACACUAUUUUAAUUUUUUUGCCUUCAGCCUAUAAUCAGUUUUCACACAUUAAGAUAAAACAAGCUUGGCAUAUGCAAACCUCAGGAAUAUUUAUUGUUUAAUCAAAAUAGAGGUUUUGCUCACAAGUUGCUUACAGAAAAUCUUCUGUAUGUGUUUACAUUGCUCAUCUUAAAAAAAAAAAUAAAAAGUAUGAUGCAAGCAUACUCCAACAAAA
Molecule: messenger RNA, 6665 nt
Organism: Catharus ustulatus (Swainson's thrush)
Lineage: Eukaryota; Metazoa; Chordata; Aves; Passeriformes; Turdidae
Gene: NBN
Product: nibrin
Exons: 16
Coding region: 150-2432 (760 amino acids)
Biological process (GO): telomere maintenance; double-strand break repair via homologous recombination; mitotic G2 DNA damage checkpoint signaling
Cellular component (GO): Mre11 complex; nucleus
Molecular function (GO): protein binding; damaged DNA binding
Source: RefSeq, a predicted model, not a curated record